CAACCAGCUGAUAAGUUGACCUCAUCUUGCAUAAAUUCGUCUGGAAAUACAUAAACAAAACAAUAUUAAAUUGCAGCAGCUGUAUUUAUAAUUGUGAAAUAAAUUAACAUAAAGUAAUAAAUUUUACACAAUAUCAUGGGGUUUCUAACAGUUUUAAAGAAAAUGAGACAAAAAGAAAAGGAAAUGCGUAUAUUACUGUUAGGUUUGGACAAUGCCGGUAAAACUACAAUAUUAAAAAGAUUUAAUGGAGAACCAAUUGAUACCAUAUCACCAACAUUGGGUUUUAAUAUAAAAACUUUGGAGCAUAAUGGUUACACCCUAAAUAUGUGGGAUGUAGGUGGCCAACGUUCAUUACGUUCAUAUUGGCGUAAUUACUUUGAAUGUACUGAUGGUCUAGUGUGGGUGGUAGACUGUGCGGAUCGCAUGCGUUUGGAGACCUGUAAACAGGAAUUGGAAAUUUUAUUGCAAGAAGAAAGACUGGCCGGAGCCACUUUGCUUGUAUUAGCAAAUAAACAAGAUUUACCGGGAGCUUUAACCGCCAAUGAAAUCAAAGAGAUACUACAAUUGGAUAAUAUUACCACUCAUCAUUGGUUAGUUGUAGGUGUUAGUGCUGUCACUGGAGAGAAGCUACUAAGUGCAGUGGACUGGCUAAUAGAUGACAUAGCUAAGCGUAUUUUCACUCUAGACUGAAUGGAGUUUACACUCGUUAAAAACAUUAACAUUUGUUGAAAACAUUUCCAUUUUUUUUAAAUUUAUUCUUUUAUUAAAACAAAUCUCGAUUAAAAUUUUUAUAUUUAUUAUUUUUCCACCAAAUAUAAUUUAUAUAAACGUUUCCAAUCAGCACGUUCAAA
Lucilia sericata (common green bottle fly) is the source of this 851-nucleotide messenger RNA. It is a transcript of the gene Arl2, whose product is annotated as ADP-ribosylation factor-like protein 2. Gene Ontology annotation, cellular component: microtubule cytoskeleton; cytoplasm. Gene Ontology annotation, biological process: protein folding. NCBI's taxonomy places the organism in Eukaryota, Metazoa, Arthropoda, Insecta, Diptera, Calliphoridae. The record is from RefSeq and is a predicted model, not a curated record. Bases 136 to 690 code for a protein of 184 amino acids. The transcript is spliced from 4 exons. Gene Ontology annotation, molecular function: GTP binding; GTPase activity.